Molecule: messenger RNA, 2252 nt
Organism: Xyrauchen texanus (razorback sucker)
Lineage: Eukaryota; Metazoa; Chordata; Actinopteri; Cypriniformes; Catostomidae
Gene: gabpa
Product: GA binding protein transcription factor subunit alpha
Exons: 10
Coding region: 480-1847 (455 amino acids)
Biological process (GO): cell differentiation; regulation of transcription by RNA polymerase II
Cellular component (GO): nucleus
Molecular function (GO): DNA-binding transcription factor activity, RNA polymerase II-specific; sequence-specific DNA binding
Source: RefSeq, a predicted model, not a curated record
GCCAUUUUUACAAUAGGAUUAGACAUUUCUUUACAAAGAUACGAUGCCUAUAAUGAUGGGAACAUUUCAAUGGAAGAGUCCCAGGACAGCAAUGUCAACCGGCUUAUGCCCAGAGAUCCAAAAUACUCUUGGCGUAUGUUUUCGCACUUAAAUGCUGUUUUUUCAGCACACUGUGAAAACAUCGACACUUAAACCUAGUUAUCUGAAGAUUACUUUUGUUUGGCAUAAUUAGCCACAUAUACACCACAUACAUCAUAUUAUGGUCAAGAACUGUAUUAGAUGGGUGCAAGUGUUGCUGUCAGUGGGCAGCGAUGCCGCAUGCUCUUCCCCGCCCCCAUUGCAAUGUUGACCAAAAAAACAGCAUGAACGUUCAACUUCUUAACAACACACACUAAACUAUAGCCAACUGACAACCAGCUUUAGUCCACAAGAACUCCAACAAAAAAAAAUUCUGACCGGGAUAAAGAGGAGUUGACGGGAUGUCAAAAAGUGAGACUGAGGAGAUGAUUGAGAUUGAGAUUGAUGGACCGGAGAAACAGGAGCGUCUAGAGGAGGGAAUUGAGGAACAAACCAUCACAGCAGCUGAAUUGAUUACGCAAGACAUUGACAUCAAUGAGCCGAUUGGUAACCUGAAGAAGUUACUGGAGCCUCGUCUCCAGGUGUCAUUAGAUGGCUAUGACAUCUGUCUUCAGGACAUCCUUUUGCAUCCUGAUCACAGCUUGUUCGAUCAAGGAGUGAAGACGGAUGGUACAGUACAGCUCAGUGUGCAGAUUGUCACAAAACAAGGUGAAGAGAAAUUGAACAUCCUAGAGAUAGUGAAACCAGUGGAGACUGUGGAGGUGGUGAUCGAUCCAGAUGCAGCUGGAGGGGAGGAAGACCAUCUUGUGGAGGACGAACAAGUGAUCGCAGUGGAGCGAGCUGCCAUUCCAGAUGAGACUUCAGAACAGGUGACCCGCUGGGCGGCCGCAUUGGAAGGGUACCGUAAGGAGCAGGUCCGACUGAAUAUUCCCUAUGACCCGGUGCAGUGGACGGCUGAUCAGGUGAUCCACUGGGCAGUUUGGGUGAUGAAGGAGUUCGGCAUUGAGGAAAUGGAGGUGGGGGGCAUUCACAUUCCCGGUCGCCAGCUCUGUGGUUUCAGCCAGGAGGAGUUCCUUCAGAGAGUGCCCAGCGGAGAGAUCCUAUGGAGCCACCUGGAGCUUCUACGCAAGUAUGUACUUGCGAGUCAGGAUCAGGGUCAAGAAGCUACAGUCACCAUUGAUCAACCUAUGCAGAUCAUUCCUGCUCCAGUGCAGCAGGCCACACCCACAGCAAUUAAAGUGCUUAAGCACAACAAAACACCCCGAGCCCCCCGUAUCUCAGGAGAGGAGCGCAGCUCCCCUGGCAACCGCACAGGUAAUAAUGGUCAGAUCCAGCUUUGGCAGUUUCUCUUGGAGCUUCUAACGGAUAAGGACUCACGGGACUGCAUUUCAUGGGUGGGAGAGGAGGGCGAGUUUAAACUCAAUCAGCCCGAGCUGGUUGCUCAGAAAUGGGGCCAGCGCAAGAACAAGCCCACAAUGAACUAUGAGAAGCUAAGCAGAGCUCUCAGGUACUACUAUGAUGGAGACAUGAUCAGCAAAGUACAGGGCAAGCGCUUUGUCUACAAGUUUGUGUGCGACCUCAGGACUCUGAUUGGAUACAAUGCUGCAGAGCUCAACAACCUGGUGACGGAGUGUGAACAGAAGAAACUCGCCCGGGUUCAGCUGCACGGGCUCGGCCAGUCCGUCAACACGGUUACACUGGCCACUGCCACAGGGCAGCCCGUCACCACUGUCACUUUGGCUGCAGCGGCUUUAGAGAAAGAUAGUUGAGUGUGUGUGGUUCGUUACUCUCAGCCAAUCAGGAAAUGAGGUUGAGAUGAGAGGAAAAUGGGUUUAAGAUUUGACUUUGCGUACAAACCCGCUGUCUCCCACCCGGCCCAGAGUGUGUAUGUAGGUUUGCGUGUCCUUAAAAAUGCUUAGAUGGAAUGUGUGUGAGUGAAAGAGAGAAAGUAUAGAUGAUCACGUGUGAGCUUUCAGUUUUUGUAUGCUUGUUCUCUGACUGCUGGGUAUCAUCGGCUAUAUUUCCAUUGUAUAUACUCUGUUUUUGAUAGCCAUGUGGGCAGUGUAUUUUGAUAUUUUCCAUUUGUAAAGGAUCUUUUAUUUUUGAGUGUCCAAUUCCCUCAAGGUGAGGUACUUUUUACCCUCCACUUGAGGGCAAUAAAGAGUCAGUUGUUU